This is a messenger RNA of Pollicipes pollicipes, 778 nucleotides long. RefSeq names its product STAM-binding protein-like A. The record is from RefSeq and is a predicted model, not a curated record. Lineage: Eukaryota; Metazoa; Arthropoda; Thecostraca; Pollicipedomorpha; Pollicipedidae. Bases 116 to 778 code for a protein of 220 amino acids. Gene Ontology annotation, biological process: protein K63-linked deubiquitination. The transcript is spliced from 8 exons. Gene Ontology annotation, molecular function: K63-linked deubiquitinase activity. Gene Ontology annotation, cellular component: endosome; membrane.
CGACGACGGUGGGGGGCGGCGCUGGGAAGUUUGGUGGGGUACUGGGGAGGUAGAUCGGAAGGGUUCGCCCGCGUGUCCAGGCACAAACUCAGCCCCUCUCGCCACCUGCUACUGAAUGCUGAGACUGACACUCUCAGCCAGGGAGGCUUCCGACGUCAUGGAGGAAGCACCUGUCCGCAUCAAACAUCUAGCUGAUAUGGCCAACUAUGACAUUGACUACUCCAGACCAGCCAGGACGUACUUCCGUUCCGGCGUGGAGAUGGUGCGGAUGGCCAACGUGUAUGCCGAGGAAGGCAACCUCGAGGGCGCCUACGUGCUCUAUAUGAAGUUCAUGACGAUUUUCCUGGAGAAGAUCCGGCGGCACCCGGAGUACCACCAGGUGUCGCCGGGCGAGCGGGCCGCCAUCAAGCGCCACCUGGAGGCGACGCUGCCGCGCGCCGAGUCCAUCAAGGGCCAGCUGAUGCAGAAGUUCGAGAACGAGCACAAGGCCUGGCUCGCCGAACAGCGGAUGUUAGAGGAGGAGCUGGCGCAGCGGCGGCAGGAUGAGGCCCUCCGGCAGUCACAGCAGCAGCACGAGCAGCAGAAGCGCCGCAGGUUCGAGGAGGAGAAGCAGCGGCUGCUGCAGCUGGAGCGACGCCGCGCGGAGGAGGUGGAGCGGUCGCUGCAAAAGCAGCCGGCCGCCGACGCCCUGCCCUGUGAGCCGGCCCCUACAAAUAUUUGGAUUUUCCUGGAGAAGAUCCCGCAGCACCCGGAGUACCGCCAGGUGUCGCCGGGCUGA